UACUGUUAAACCAGUCACGACCUUAACCCCAUUCAAAGAACCCUUGGGUUUCAACUCUGGUAGCUUCCAUUCAGCCACCGUCUUCUCCUCUUCACUGGAACUCGUGACACAGUUUUCCAUCAAAUUCAAAAUCUGAUGUUUAUGAGUUUCCUCUUUCAUCCUUUGCGCAAUUCUCGUGUAAGUUGAAAACCACUUCAAAUCUUCUCCACGACGGCACGUGCAUUUCAUUCUUCUUCAAACUCUGCUUCGCUGCCUCCAUUACAAUUUCCACGAUUCUCUCUAAACGUUCGCACGUGCCAACGAAUAUGUAAGGAAGGUUAUGGAGAAUCAUUUUGUAUACUUUUGUUGAUCUUGCGAUCUCGAAUUCUGACUUGAAGUCGAUGUCAAUUAUCAAUUGUUUUGUAUUUAACGUUAAGCUUCAUUUCAAUUUUAGGGUCCUAAUUUUGAUUUUAGGGUUUUGAGAUUUUGAUUGAGAUUUUGUUAAAAUUAAAAUUUAAAACUAAAUUAUGGUUACAGUGCACCUAUAUUUGCUACAAUCAGUUCAUUUAAAAAAACUGAUUUUAAAAUAAAGUUUGAUUUUUAAUUUUUUUGAAUUGGUUUAGUUUAAAAGCAGUUUGGUUUGGUUCAGUUCUAUAAAUCAGUUCAGUUUUUGGUUUUUUCCCACCCCUACUAAUAACCCUGGUUUCUAGUUUACUUAUCUUGUUUUGAUUUUGAAAGAAUAAAAACCUACCAAUCACUCUCUAACCUCUCUCAUCUUUGCUCUUCGCCGUCACCGCAACCACCGUUCCCUCAAAUCAAAAUACCAUGUCGGACGAAGAGCACCAUUUCGAAUCCAAGGCCGACGCCGGAGCCUCCAAAACCUACCCUCAACAAGCCGGUACCAUCCGUAAAAACGGUUACAUCGUCAUCAAAAACCGUCCUUGCAAGGUGAGUCUGCUUACUGAAAAUGGGAACACUAAGGAUGACCUCAAGCUUCCUACCGAUGACAGUCUACUCACUCAGGGGAAGAAAAAGGAAGGAAAUGCUGCUAAAUUUGUCACUAGGAAUCAUGCUCUCAAGCAGCUUCAAAUCAGUCUACCCCUUUUCAGGAAGCUGUGCAUUUUGAAAGGUGUAACUCCCCGGGAGCCUAAGAAAAAGUUAGGACGUCAGACUUGCUACCAUGUGAAGGAUAUAAGCUUUCUACAUCACGAGCCUUUGCUGGAAAUACAUAGAGCAAUAAGAGUACAUGAAAGAAAAAUUAAGAAAGCAGAGGCAAAGAAAAACAUUGAACGUGCAAAGAGGUUACGUGAUAAAACACCCAAACCCAAGUUAGAUAGGAUUAUUCGACAAAGGUACCCAAGAUUUGGGGAUGCACUUGGAGAAUUGGAUGGCUGCCUUACAAUGGUACAUCUUUUUGCAGCAUUACCUGCGACUGAGAGCAAAAAAAUUGAUGUGGAGCGUGUCCAUAAAUGUCGAAGAUUGGCGCAUGAAUGGCAAGCAUACAUAUCUCGUACUCACAGGUUAAGAAAAACAUUUGUAUCUGUUAAAGGCAUAUACUACCAGGCUGAAGUCGAGGGUCAGACAAUAACAUGGUUAACUCCUCAUUCACUGCAGCAGGUUGUGUCUGAUGAUGUUGACAUCCCCACCAUGCUUAACUUUCUGCAAUUAUAUGAGGUCAUUCAUGUACUAAUUGGUAUGGUAAACUUCUACUUUCUAAUGAAUUGCUGCAGCCUCUUCUUGCUCGAUCCUCGCUUGGAGGCGUUGGCAGCAGAUCUAUAUGCAUUGUCAAGAUAUGCCAAUGCCGACAACAGACCCGCAAUACUGAGUUCUGAAGCUUCUCAAUUAGUUGAAUCUGAACAAGGGGGGAACAAGAAAACUGAGGCAGAGACUGAAAAUGAAAAAUCUGAACUUAGACUUGCUCAACUUCAGAAUCAACUUCCGUCUAAUGAACCCGGUGCACUAAUGCACCUUGUUGAGAAAGCUGCAGGUGAUGAUGAAGAGGAAUAUGAUCAAGAGACACGAGAAUGCAAAAAUCUCUUUCGAAAUGUCAAAAUUUUCUUGAGCAGGGAGGUACCAAGGGAAUCAUUGCUUCUUGUUAUUCCUGCUUUUGGUGGUAAAGUUUCAUGGGAGGGAGAGGGGGCUCCUUUUGGGGAAUCAGACCAGAGCAUUACUCACCAGAUCGUUGAUCGGGAAUCACAAGGACAUAGGUUCCUCUCAAGAGAAUAUGUUCAACCACAGUGGGUAUUUGAUUGUGUGAAUGCACGCAUAAUUUUGCCAACAGAAAGUUAUAUGGUUGGAAGAAUUCCUCCACCGCACUUGUCCCCGUUCGUUAACUAUGACGAAGAAGGGGCAUAUGUUCCGGAGUAUGCAAAGACCAUUAAACACUUGCAAGCUGCUGCCAGAAAGGAAGUCCUUCCACUUCCAGGUGUUGAAAAAGAUCUCGAAGAUCCUCAAAAUCUUCUGGCUGACGGUAUCAUUGAUCGAGCAGAGGCUAACGAAGCGGCUAAGAGAAAGCAGAAGAUGAUGAUUCUAGAGAAGCAAUACCAUGAGGAUUUGAUGAAAGAACUUCAGGGUGCUACAUAUACUUCAGCAGGUUCUACUGCUGAAAAAGAAACAUCUACUGGAUUGAUUCAGACAGCUGAAUCAACGAACAAUGGUCAAGAAAAUGUUGAUGAUUUGACUAAACUUAUGAUGUCUCGUAAAAAGAGGAAGCUAUUAGAAGCCAUGCAGAUAUCGAAUGAGCGCAAGCAAGCUAAAAAUGAUCUUAUCAAACACCGGAAAAAGAAAAUCGACGAAGCUCAGAAUCAAAGGAGUUGAAAGGAAUCUACGUUCUCAAAGGGUUUCAGCUAUAUGCCAUUUCAUUUUGCUAUAUAGGUGCUAGCUGAUUUAUAAGGCUAGUUUUCUUUUGUUGUUUUCCAGUAUAACUUAUUUUAUUUAGUAUCUCUUCUUUCUGUUUUGUAACAUGUUUUGGAAGGGCCAAAGAACAUUUUGAUUUUUUUUAUCUACUAGUUAUACCUUGAUCUACUAGGGUGUGUAAGAAACUGAGUAAAUCCAGUGAACAAUGCUAACUAGUUUGGUUUGGAAUGCAGACGAAAGGCUUUUAUAUCUAA
This is a messenger RNA of Cicer arietinum (chickpea), 3089 nucleotides long. RefSeq names its product pescadillo homolog. Gene Ontology annotation, molecular function: RNA binding. Gene Ontology annotation, biological process: ribosome biogenesis; maturation of LSU-rRNA from tricistronic rRNA transcript (SSU-rRNA, 5.8S rRNA, LSU-rRNA). Gene Ontology annotation, cellular component: nucleolus; PeBoW complex. NCBI's taxonomy places the organism in Eukaryota, Viridiplantae, Streptophyta, Magnoliopsida, Fabales, Fabaceae. The record is from RefSeq and is a predicted model, not a curated record.